AUGGAGAGCACCAACACCAACAUCGGCAGCUACCUCUUCUCCAAUUUCCCCAUCAGCUGCGGCGGCGCCGCCACCAAAAACCCUAGAAAGAAGCGCCCCAAGCUCCUCCGGCCGUCGCCCAAACCCGCCGCUAAAAUGACGCCGCCAUGCACCGAAUGCGGCCGCCGCUUUUGGUCCGACAAGGCCCUCUUCGGCCACAUGCGGUGCCACCCCGAGCGCAAGUGGCGCGGCAUCACCCCACCGCCUGCCCCCGACCCCACUUCGCUCACCGAGGAGGAUCGCGACGUCGCGGAAUUUUCAGCUGAUCUGUCUCGAUUCUGUGUGAACUGCGUAUGA
Molecule: messenger RNA, 336 nt
Organism: Salvia hispanica
Lineage: Eukaryota; Viridiplantae; Streptophyta; Magnoliopsida; Lamiales; Lamiaceae
Source: RefSeq, a predicted model, not a curated record